CAGCUCGGCCCCGCCACUCCAGUCGGCCGCUGAGAGGCGCCCGGGGUCUGGGCCGCCGCCGUCGGGGGACCGCAUACCCGGGUGUCCCGGGCGUCCCGGGCGUUCCCGAGUGCCGGGCGGUGUCCGUCGGAUCGGUACUUGCUUGCGUGCUCUACACGCGGCGCUUAGGACCCGCCCCCCGACGCCCCUUUCUGCUCCGGGUUCAGGGUCCUCGCGGCCCAUGCGGGCCGCUGUACGUCCACACCUCACAGAGCGCUCCCGGGCCGGCCAGCCGGCCACCAUGGUGGCCUUGAGGCCUGUGCGACUCCUCCAGGGGGGCUAACAGGCCCAGAGCGCAGGCCUCGGGGCGUGGGGUCCCGAACCGAGACCCGCGCCAUGGCCGGGGCCAUCGCUUCUCGCAUGAGCUUCAGCUCGCUCAAGAGGAAGCAGCCCAAGACGUUCACCGUGCGGAUCGUCACCAUGGACGCCGAGAUGGAGUUCAAUUGUGAGAUGAAGUGGAAAGGGAAGGACCUGUUUGACUUGGUGUGCCGGACCCUGGGACUUCGGGAAACCUGGUUCUUUGGACUGCAGUACACAAUCAAGGACACUGUGGCCUGGCUCAAAAUGGACAAGAAGGUGUUGGAUCAUGAUGUUUCAAAGGAAGAGCCAGUUACCUUUCAUUUUCUGGCCAAAUUUUAUCCUGAGAAUGCCGAGGAGGAGCUGGUUCAGGAGAUCACGCAACAUUUAUUCUUCUUGCAGGUAAAGAAGCAGAUUUUAGAUGAAAAGAUCUACUGUCCUCCCGAGGCUUCUGUGCUUCUGGCUUCUUACGCUGUCCAGGCCAAGUAUGGUGACUAUGACCCCUCUGUUCACAAGCGUGGAUUUUUGGCCCAAGAGGAAUUGCUUCCAAAAAGGGUGAUAAAUCUGUAUCAAAUGACUCCAGAAAUGUGGGAGGAGAGAAUUACUGCAUGGUACGCAGAGCACCGAGGCCGAGCCAGGGAUGAAGCUGAAAUGGAAUAUUUGAAGAUAGCCCAGGACCUAGAGAUGUACGGUGUGAACUACUUUGCAAUCCGGAAUAAAAAGGGCACAGAGCUGCUUCUUGGAGUGGAUGCUCUGGGGCUUCACAUCUAUGACCCUGAGAACAGGCUGACCCCAAAAAUCUCCUUUCCAUGGAAUGAAAUCCGAAACAUCUCCUACAGUGACAAGGAGUUUACCAUCAAACCACUGGAUAAGAAAAUUGAUGUCUUUAAAUUUAACUCCUCAAAGCUUCGUGUUAACAAGCUGAUUCUGCAGCUAUGUAUCGGGAACCAUGACCUUUUUAUGAGGAGAAGGAAGGCUGAUUCUUUGGAAGUUCAGCAGAUGAAAGCCCAAGCCAGGGAGGAGAAGGCUAGAAAGCAGAUGGAGCGGCAGCGCCUUGCCCGAGAAAAGCAGAUGAGGGAGGAGGCUGAGCGCACGAGGGACGAGUUGGAGAGGAGGCUGCUACAAAUGAAAGAGGAGGCAACGAUGGCCAAUGAAGCACUGAUGCGGUCUGAGGAGACAGCCGACCUGCUGGCAGAAAAGGCCCAGAUCACUGAGGAGGAGGCAAAACUCCUGGCUCAGAAGGCUGCAGAGGCUGAACAGGAAAUGCAGCGUAUCAAGGCCACGGCCAUUCGGACAGAGGAGGAAAAGCGCCUGAUGGAGCAGAAGGUGCUGGAGGCAGAAGUGCUGGCACUGAAGAUGGCCGAGGAGUCAGAGAGGAGGGCCAAGGAGGCAGAUCAGCUGAAACAGGACCUGCAGGAAGCCCGAGAGGCAGAGCGAAGAGCCAAGCAAAAGCUCCUGGAGAUCACAACCAAGCCCACAUACCCGCCCAUCAACCCAAUUCCAGCGCCAUUGCCUCCUGACAUACCAAGCUUCAAUCUCAUGGGCGACAGCCUAUCUUUUGACUUCAAGGAUACUGACAUGAAGCGGCUUUCCAUGGAGAUAGAGAAAGAAAAAGUGGAGUAUAUGGAGAAGAGCAAGCAUCUACAGGAGCAGCUCAAUGAACUCAAGACAGAAAUUGAGGCCUUGAAACUAAAAGAGAGGGAGACGGCCUUGGAUAUUCUGCACAACGAGAACUCCGACAGGGGUGGUACUAGCAGCAAGCACAACACCAUUAAAAAGCCUCAAGCCCAAGGCAGAAGACCUAUCUGCAUUUGAGCCCUCAAAGUAGGUUAUUCCCAGCUCACCUUGCAGAGCGCCAAGUCCCGAGUGGCCUUCUUUGAAGAGCUCUAGCAGGUGGCCCAGCCACCCCAGGAUCUGCCAUAUCGGCUGUUCCCGGUACCAGUGGGUGGGUCAGACACCUUGGGGACCAUCCGUAGGUGGACUGGCUGGGAGCUUCCAUGGGAGCUCCAGAACUUUCCCAGCUGAGUGGAGAGCCAAACUCCUUCAUGUGCAAUUGCCUUGAACUGUGAUCCUGCAGAGAUUUCUCUCAUGGGGUUCUAGUUCUUCUGACCCAAAUCUUUAAUUUUAAAAAAAACUUUGUUUUUCUUUGUCUAAUGUGGGAUCCCAUGCUUCCUUUGUCCAAAGGAACAAAGUGUGUCUUACUGUCCAGUGCUGGCUUCCCUGGCCCAGUUUGAGAAGUGGAUAUAGGGUGAGGUGCAGAGGCCCCCUGGAGGUAGGAAGGCCUGCACCCCCAGCCCCACCCACACAGAGUUCCAGAAUGUUCAUCUCCUCCAUGGACAAGGAACUGUCAUGCAGUGAAGAAGCAGGGCCCAAAAGAGCCUGCCUGCUGCACGUGGUCACUGAACUCAGACAUAGUUCACUCUGAACUGAGUAGUGGUCCUUAGGCCCAGGCACCCCAAGGAGGCAUGCUGACUGCCAGCUGGUGGGGAGUGAGAACGAUCUGGGGAAGGAAUUUAGGCAGAAGCUGUGAAGGGCUGGGAAGCAAGAAGAGCUGAGUAGGGUCUGCACCAUGCAAAACAGUUGCUGCCCUCUUCUUGCCAACCCAGGCCAGGUCAAGAGGCAGACAGGGAGCCUGUGUGUCUCUCCCACGCCCUCUGCCUUAGUGGGCUGGGGGCCUCCCCAAUCAUGCUGCACUCAGCACCUGAGAGCCAGCUGUGACCAGGGCUCUAUAAGGCUCUGUGACAACCCCCAGGCACUUCUCUCACAGGCUCAGAUAAUGAGUUUUACUGAUGCCAGUCAGUUACACUCUCUCCUGGCAAGAAACAUGGCAGAUCUGAAUCACCUAUUCUCCUGGCCACGAGCCAGCAAGCCCUUCCUGACCCAUUAUUGUACCUGGGCCUGUUGUGCCCAUUACCCUGGUCUCCCACGGACCCUUUACUUUAUUUUCCCUAUGGCUAUGUGGGUCCGUCUGUGCCCCUUCAGCAAGAGCCUGAUGCAGCAUGCCCACUCCCGGCGGUGCCCAGACAUGCUGGCUCACAGCUCACCUCCAUGCCAGGCAGCAGCUGGCCACUGCCCACUCUUCAUGGUUUCCUCACUUCCUGGUGUGGAGCCUCCUCACCGUGUCUUUUCUCCAUGGUUGGUGGUGCUGCUGUGACCAAACCACAUCCAUUGAGAGCUUCCACAUGGGCCAGUGUGCAGAGCAGAUGAUCAGCCUUAAUCAGUGAGAAGAUACUUAUUAAAUGAAGACAUAUGACGGCCUGGAGCUUUCCUGAGAGCAGGGUGGUCUCUGGCAAUUCUGUUUGGUAUUGGGGAAAUGAGAAGCUCAUGGAGAUGUUGCCUUUUCUCCAAGGUCAGGCUGACCUAACGGUGUCCCGGGCUGGCCAUGGUCUUCUUGGCCCACUUUGCACCAAGGUAGUGAGCCUUUGUCCCCUCUGUGUAACCCCACUCCCCUUAGAACAUGCAGGUGGGAAUCUGCCUCUGGAACAUAAGUGUGGGUGGCUGUGACUGAAAGAAUUUCCUUGUUUCCCUCUUCCUCUAAGGCCUCUUUAUCCCGAGACAUGGUCCCAGCCAUGGGAAGGGUCCUCGUGGCUGAGGCCUCAGGACUAAGCCCUGCUUCUUGUGUUGUGGCUCCGUCUCCUCAAGCUUAAAACUCAUACCUGAAUUUCCACAGCGAGUUACUUUCCUCCCAACCUGUAAAUUUAAUCAUAACAUUGUGGGCACAGGAGCAUGUGGUGGCUUAUAAAAACAUUGUGGGCUUUAUUUUUUUAUUUAACUGCUAUGUUUGUGGCUGAAGCCCAGGAGAUGCCAAGCCGUUUGGCCUCAGGGGAGCCAGCCAGUAUCUGAUGUGACAGGAGCGCCUUCGGGCCCAGGGAGGGGACUCGGCUGCUGGCAGAGCCUACUCAUCCAGGAACACCUCCGCUCUCGCUGGAGGCAGGAGAUAGUGGCACCUCCCCCAGGAUGGAUCAGGCAGAGAGGAUGGUGGGCCUCAGUAAGUUCUUAAAGCCCCAGUGGAAUAGAAAGAAUGAAAAGGAGGAGCUCAGUUUCCAAAGACCUGCGCCUGUGGCUGAGGUGACUGUUCUUUUUAAGUGAACCUUUUUAGGGCACCGGAGCUCAUCAUGUAAGGAAAUCACUGCAGUCUGUUGCGAGCAGGGCCCAGGCCAUGAUUCUAGGGCAGGAGCACCAUGAUACCGAGCCCCUUCAUGAAGUGACAGUUCACAAUGCAGGCAGCGACACACUGCACGGCAUCACGGUUGGCCCUUAGCAGUUCUGCAUAGACCAUCUUGUCCAUCCUGGUUGAGGCCUCACCUCAGUCCCAGAGCUGCUCUGACCUGCGGUCUCCACUCAGUCCUUCAUGGAUCUGCCAGGCCCUGGUAGACAACACCCUGUGGCAUUACGUAACACUUCUUGAGUGACUGUUUUGUAAUCUUGGGGACAGGUUUCUCUCUCUCCCUCUGCCUUCUUUUUCAAAUCAAAACAGCAAGUCCAGAGGCUGACAACCAGCCUGGUGACUAAGUGUUUCUCACUGACAGGGCUGGGGGGAGCCUCCACGGCGGCAGGCAGCUCCUCCCGGCUGCACGGGCCAAGCACGGUGCCCAGGGACUUCCAGGGGAGCCUGGUGUUCAAAGAUGUCACACCGCACUUCUUCCUGCGGCCCUAGACCUGCGGCCGGACCACCCAAGGCUAUUUUCUAUUCCGGGGGAUUGUUAUAAUUUAAAUGAUUGUUUUAAUAAAAAUUCUAAGCCAUGAAA
This is a messenger RNA of Choloepus didactylus (southern two-toed sloth), 5084 nucleotides long. It is a transcript of the gene NF2, whose product is annotated as neurofibromin 2. Gene Ontology annotation, cellular component: cytoskeleton; filopodium; plasma membrane. The transcript has 17 exons. Bases 376 to 2151 code for a protein of 591 amino acids. Lineage: Eukaryota; Metazoa; Chordata; Mammalia; Pilosa; Megalonychidae. Gene Ontology annotation, molecular function: actin binding; cell adhesion molecule binding. The record is from RefSeq and is a predicted model, not a curated record. Gene Ontology annotation, biological process: regulation of cell shape; regulation of organelle assembly; positive regulation of protein localization to early endosome.